Molecule: messenger RNA, 962 nt
Organism: Moneuplotes crassus
Lineage: Eukaryota; Ciliophora; Spirotrichea; Euplotida; Euplotidae
Source: the annotation of a GenBank genome assembly
GGUUAAUGAUUAAACCAUCUAAGUUAAUACUAGUACUCAUCCUUGCCAUUGUCUUUAUUGUUGUGGUUCAGGGUGUGGUUACAAAAGAGACCGUUGGAGACAAGGUGUCUGGAAAGCCUAAGUUCAAGUACCUCUUCUUCAGAGAAGACUGUUUUGAGGAGUUUACUAGUUUCAAUUUUGCCUAUAAAGACUGUAUUUCAAUCACCUUAAGCAAGUUCUUCGGAUACUUGAUCAUUCUUGCAGCUACUGCAGUCAAACUGCCUCAGAUUAUGAGAAUCAUCAAGGCUAAAUCAGGUAAAGGAGUGUUGCCUUCUACCUUCUUUGCAGAGUGUGUUAUGUACAUCAUUAAAGGAUGUUACGCUGCACAUUUGGGAUCUUCAUUCAGUGUGUACGGAGAAAACCUCUUUAUGUUCUUACAAAGCUUCCUGAUUAUCAAUCUUUUAUGGGAUUAUGACAAAGAAUCUAAAAUCAUCAGUAGAAUUGCAACAUAUUUAGUUCUUUUCUCCUUAUUUGGAGUAUUAUACACAGAUAUUUAUCUGAACGAGUCAGCAUGGAAGGUGCUGAUAAACUUACAGAUAAUUUUCUCUCUGUACUCAAGACUCCCUCAGAUCUGGUUCAACUUCUCCCAGAAGUCUACUGGGCAGUUAUCCUUCACUUCAUUCUUUAUGAACGCUCUUGGAAAUUUUGUGAGACUUUUGACUGUCCUUAAGGAGAUCAAGGACCCAUUCUAUAUUUUAGCUUCUGUAAUUUCAUUUACUAUGAAUGCCACCAUUUGAAUUCAGAUAAAAAUGUACAGAUCCAAGGAAAAAGUUAAGGAUGACAGUGAAGUAGAUAAUAAGAAGGAUUCUUCAAAGGCCAAGAAGCACACUAGCAACGGAAAGAAUGGCAAAAAUGGUAAUUCCAAGCCAUAUAAGAGGGCUAAUAAGACCACCUAGGCUGCCUUUGAUUCUUAUUUCAGCAAA